UGGGUGAACAUGGCGCUUACGGAUUCGAGUUGGGAGGCCGAGUUGAUGGAACAGUUCGCCCUGUUGUCCGCCACCUCGGUUGAGGUUGAGAAUAAGUGCGAGACAGACGUUACACAAUUAGACAGUGCCCCAGACACGUUAUUGUUACAUCUGUGCGAUGAAGUCCUCAUGCUCAUUUUGCAAGAGCUGGACCCGGUGUCCUUGCUUAGGGCUGGAAGCACCUGUCGGUUACUGUUUCGACUUGGUUCUUGCAACUCGCUGUGGAAGAAACAUUACCAGGCGUCUUUCGAAAUACAGUUCCCCACAGCCACGUGCCUCUUGUCCGCCAAGAAAGCCUACUCUCUCCUCGUCAUGUGGAGAGCCUUGUUCAAGAGCUUGCACUGUAAUCGGUCCCUCCAAGAGAAGCUGUUCGGAGAGAUUCCCAAUCCCCCACAGAAGUACUGGAUCCAGUGGUUGGUAUUGGAGGAAACCGUGCCGCUGCCCUCUGUCACCUUGCCAUGCGUCGACAUCGAGUCAUUAUGGGGUGUCUCGCAAGAAGUGCUGGAAUUCAAGUUCAAGGAGAAGUCUGAAGAAGGCGACAACAUGAGCUUCGAGUGGAAAGAAUUGUAUGACAUGGCAGUGGAGCACCACGGGAGUCUGAAGUUGGUGUUUCAGCAUGUUCUCAACCAACAGAGCACAAAUGAUCACACAGAGCUGGAGUCCAUGCACCGCCAGUACUCCCAGUGCCGCUUCCAGUGGCUCUUAACCUACUGGCUCUUCCGCCAGCCCACGCCACUCGACCGCCAGCUGCGCUCCAUCUUCCUACAGUGGCGCUCGUACCGCAAGAGCAAGGUGGCCGCCUGGGGCCACACACUGUGCGACACCCACUACCUGGCCUCUCUGCACAGCAUCACCAGCGACUUCUGGAGGGGCAAGCUGGCACGCGGGGACGAGACUGUGGGAAUCCAGACAGUGGACAAUUACUUCUCAAUGUGCAAGUCACUGCUUGCGUGGAUCCUUGGUCGAGACUGGGGGACAUUAAAACGCAAAAAGGUGUACGAGGACACGCUGGAGGGCGUGUACCUCGCGCUGCGGGCAGAGAUGUGGGAGGGGCUUGUGGAGCACGAGCGCUUCUGGCAGGUGGCCAAGCUGCAGAUGAGCCGCGUCUGCACACUGGAGGAGACGGCCGCCAACUACGUCAACUGGAAGAUGAUCGAGAUGCUUCCCUACUACAAGCUGUACCUGGCGACGGGUAACUCCAUCUACCUGGAGCAGGUGAAGGGCUACUUGCGCAGGAAGAGGCUGAUCCACAACUGGCUGUAUCAGGAGGAGACCACCUGGGCCAGGCAGCUGCUGCCUGACCAGCUCUUCUCCCUGCUGGAGUUCGACACCAAGCUCACCCAGGACUGUCUGCAUGGAGACACGGUGCCUGCACAGCUGGGCCGUCUGCUCUGGCUGUACCUGCACUCGGGCCACCAGCUCUACCUGGAGGCGGUGAAGGGGAUGGUGCUGGAGUGUGCCCAUGCCACCCUGGGCUUCUUCACGCACCAGGCCCAGUCCCGUGCCCACGCCCAGGCACGCCUCCUCGCCUCUGGCCAUCACUCUGCCCCCCAUGGGGGCGACCAGCCUUGGCCCGAAGCUGGAAGGUUUUAAUGCACAUCUGGAUUUUUAAUAUACAGGCUUUUAUUGGAAUGGCUUUUUUUCAAAGCAAAGGCUGUAUUUUUUUUGUAAAGGCUUCUGUGUGGGCACUGUUUUUAAAGAUGCAAUUUUAGUGUUUUUAGAUGUGUAAAAAGAGGACUUUUCCAGACAUUUUUUAUAGUACUUGUACAUAUUUCAAAACUGUAAAAUGAACAAGAUUGAAACCAAUGUCUUUUUUUUUCUAGUCUCCAUUUUUACUGUAUAUUCUAGUGAUUUGAUUUCUCCAUGGUGCUUGUAUAUAUGUCCAUUACCAUGAUGCUUGUACAUACAUGUAUAUAUCUUCUCCUGUCAAUCAUGCAUGUGUUGAAUAAUGUACAUAUCUCUGAACGUGAACCAUGAUUUUUGUAAUGUUAGCUUUUUUUCCAUUUAAAUUAAGAAUUAGUUUUGCUCCAUUUUACUAUAGCUUUUUUAGACAUUGGAGUGUGUGUUUUUGUAAUGAUGCUGGUGGUCUGUCUUGGCGGUGGUCCGCUGCAUUCACAUCAUGGGACCUUGAAUGAAUACGGUACUCUUCACCUGCCAUUCAGGAUGACCAAUAAAGCCCUCUAGCGUGUUCAUA
Molecule: messenger RNA, 2233 nt
Organism: Engraulis encrasicolus (European anchovy)
Lineage: Eukaryota; Metazoa; Chordata; Actinopteri; Clupeiformes; Engraulidae
Exons: 9
Coding region: 10-1632 (540 amino acids)
Molecular function (GO): protein binding
Source: RefSeq, a predicted model, not a curated record